Dreissena polymorpha is the source of this 2632-nucleotide messenger RNA. RefSeq lists its product as uncharacterized. The coding region runs from base 143 to 898 and encodes 251 amino acids. The record is from RefSeq and is a predicted model, not a curated record. Lineage: Eukaryota; Metazoa; Mollusca; Bivalvia; Myida; Dreissenidae. The transcript is spliced from 2 exons.
GAUACUCAACUAGACUGCCCUGACGAAUGCUGAAUUUGGUAUCAAGGACGAAAGUGUUUGGUUCUGCGACAGAACAUUCAGCUGGGUGGUGGGAUAUCCGCGGACAUACUUAACUGAGGGUACUACGCGGGUCUUCCUAGACAUGCGAAUAACGGUGUCAGGAAAAGAAGUCAAACGUGUCUUCGAUAUCAUUGAAGCGGAACGGUGCGAUGUUGUAUACCUGCCGGGAUACUUGCUGAGGGACGUAUGCAGUCGUCCUGAUUUGUCAGAUAAAUUCAGAUAUGUUAAAAACAUUGUGCUGUCAGGCGAACGCAUUUCCCGUUCAGCGGUGACCGAGUUGCAUAAGAUCGCUCCUACAGCUUCACUCCACUGCUACUAUGGAACCACAGAGACGGGCGGCACUGCUUCGUAUACAAUGACGGAUCCCUCACAAUGGGAGGAUGGCAUUAUUGGUUCGCCGUUCCGUGGGGUUGAGAUGAAACUAGUGGAUGACAAUGGUUGUGUAGUACCAAAAGGUGAAUCUGGUGAAUUGCUAAUCCGCUGCGCAUGGCGGUUUAAAGGAUAUAAGACCAAAGGACUCGUAGUUGAUGACCUAAACUGGUUUCACACCGGCGACGCAGCCUUUCUUCGAGGCGACGAUCAGUUGGUUAUAAACGGCCGUAAACAGGAACUGAUCUCGAUUGGCACAUCGAAGUUCUUACCUUGGCCAAUUGAAGAAGUCCUCAGAAAAUGCCCUGGGGUCGAAAAUGCUUUUGCUGUCGGUGUGCCCGAUCCAAGACUUAAACAGGUUGUGUGCGCAUGCGUGGUUUCUAAGUCAGGCGUUCAACCCCUGCUUGCCUCGGGCAAAAUAGAUCGGCAGGAGAUUUCUCGGACGGCCAUCGGCAAACUCGGUCUUUGAACAGAUGCAUGCUGUUUUUAUAUUUAUGUCGCAUGUAUAUUUGUAAUGUCACUGUAACUGUGAUAUAUAUGUAGUGUGUAUCCGAUGAAAUGAAACUGUUUUGGUAUUGUAUUAUUAAUCAAUAUCACAUAUCGUUACGAUUAUAGUCCUACGGCCCAGCUCUGCCGUGUGUUAUUGUCUAAAAAUGUGAAUGCUGCUGUAACUGGGAACCGUAUUGUGAAUCUUAUGUAACUGUAAAUUAAUAUAUAUAACACGUUGUAUCAGGUAAGAAUGCAAGCUGGUAAUACCACAGAAAGAUACUAACUACGUUAAUUGGUUGUUACACUCUGAAGCUUUAACUUAUGUCUGAUUACAAGAUAAAAUCGUUUGUAAUGACAACAGUUCUUAAAUUUAGUUUUUAUAUAUUUUGUAAGCAGAUAAUUAAUAGGAAUUGUUAUAUACCUUUUUGGAGUCAAUAAUUCGUUGAUUUGCUAUUGGUUUUCAUGUGUGUGUUCUGCAAGUAUGAGCAAAUGAUGAAAAUGUUUUACAUAUAAGACAAUUUACUACAGAAAAGUAAAAGAGUUUACAAUUUAUAUACAUUGUGUUACAUAAAAGAAUAUUAAUUAAUUAAUUAUUUUCGGUUUCUAAUGAUUUGGGUUAUGUUGUUUUAAUACAUAGUUUAAGUGGUCCCAAAAGCACGGGAUAUAUUACAGUUAAGUCCGGUAAUCUUGCGCGUCCGGUAAUCUUGCGCAUUUCGCAUUUGCGAAUCUCGCAGGCGACAAAUGGUUUUCUUUAGUAAAGAAAGAUGGAAUUUCACAUUUUUAAUAAUUAACGGAUUUAAAAGGUACGUAUUCCAUGCAAAAUAAAAUUUGAUAAUUACAUUUAAACACCGGUUGCGUCAUCCCUAUACAUUGUGAAAACUGGCCCACUUACGAAAAAAUCGAAAUUAAUCACAAAUUCCCUGCAGUCUUUAGCGUUUUCAUACUUUAAAUUAAAAAUUCAUAGAUCCAACGUGUAAUUUAGCAUUCAAUUGCACAAUAUCCGAUCAGUUAUGGUAUUUUUGGCCAUGAAAAUAUAUCGCAUCAGACCGGCAUAGUCAAUUAUUUACCGCCAUUCUGUCAAACCAAUUUGGUAUGAUUUCCGCACGCGCAAUGGCCUAGUUUUGAUAUUUUCUGUAAACUUUGGAAGCAUGAUCGUGGUAAAAUCAAAUCCGUUAUGCAUAAACAUUUUUUUUUCACGCAUACCGGUACUUUUUUUAUUAAUUGUACACUAUAACUAGUGACUAUAUUAUUUGUUGAUUUGUAAAGAACAAAAACUGCACUAGAAAUCCACAUUUAAUUUCAAUGGUUUUACAAACUGAUUUUAAAAAUAUUUUUCUGGAAUGUUUUUUUGUCAAUAAUUGGACACCAUAUGUCUAAAAUUUUGCCUAAAUGCGGUCAUUACAGAAAGUGCGCAAGAUUACCGAACACUGAUAGUUUGAAAAAGAGGUGAGUCAUGUUUGUUUUGAAAUCAAAUCGGACAGUUCUUCACUGAAUUAAUCAGGUAUUUUUGUGCUAAUAAGCACAUGAAUUUAUUAUUUUCAUAAUAAAUUUAGACAUUAUGUUGUCAAUUUAUAAAAGAACAUGUUUUAAAACCAAUUGACCCUUAACUGCGCAAGAUUACCGGAUAGCAUCGUAUAGGUUAAUGCAAAACAAUAAACGCAAGGGCAUGUCAGAGGCUAUAGACCUCGUCUUAAACUAUUUCAGAGAAGCAAUC